AAAGUUUUGAAGACCUAGGCGGGGUGUUAAGAGAAGCAGCCGUCUGUUUCUUUGACUUUUGACUAGUAUUGUUGCUCUUUAGAUCUCGCCACGUGUCACCCCCUUACAACUCGAGAUGGAAACGCGUUGGAGUAAGGGUAGUUUUGGAAUUCGGGCUUUUGAAGGGACGAAGAUCGAAUCGAAGAAGACCAACAACAAAUCUUUCUUUCAUUCUCCUUCUCCAGAUCUUCCUCAGACAUAUCAAAAGGAAGUGAUGUUUUCUCUAAUGCAUGGAUUGUGGACUUACAUGUUCAGCAAAACUGAGUUCCAUGUCCUCAUUCUUGGUAUCGACAAAGCUGGCAAAACGACGUUUCUGGAGAAGUUGAAAACGAUAUACUCAAUCUCAGAAGGUCUCCCACAUGAUCGGAUUGUUCCUACUGUUGGCCUUAAUAUUGGUCGUAUUGAAGUCGCCAAUGCUAAAAUCGUCUUUUGGGACCUUGGAGGUCAGCCUGGCUUGCGUUCGAUUUGGGAGAAGUAUUAUGAAGAAGCACACGCAUUGAUAUAUUUGAUCGACGCAGCUUGCCCAUCCCGCUUUGAAGACUCAAAAUCUGCUCUAGAAAAAGCACUACGGCACGAGGAUUUGCAAGGAGCGCCUCUUUUGAUAUUGGCAAACAAGCAAGAUCUCCCAAAUGCUGUCUCAGCUGAGGAGCUAGACCGAUACCUGGAUCUAAAGAAACUAGACGAAAGGGUGUACAUGUUUGAAGCAGCUUCUGGAUACGAUGGGCGAGGAAUCAAAGAGAGUAUAGAAUGGCUGGUGGGAGUGAUGGAGAGAAGCAAAAGAACGGAAGCAUUAAGAGCCCGUUCAGGAUAUGUUCCUGUCCCAACUUCCUAGACUUGGAAAGGAGCGCUCACAAACUCAAUUCUCAAACCAACUAAACUCUUUUCUGUGAGAAACAUUUGUAGAUAAAAAAAAAAAAAAAAAGGAAUGGACCAGAAUCGUGCAAUGUUUUGUGUUAGCAUCAGAUCACUUGAUAAGUAGGGCUAGUAAUAUCAUUAUUAUAUUGCCUUUACAUCCUUACCAAUGCUAUGAUUCAGAUUGAGACU
Brassica rapa (field mustard) is the source of this 1083-nucleotide messenger RNA. RefSeq names its product ADP-ribosylation factor-related protein 1. The record is from RefSeq and is a predicted model, not a curated record. Lineage: Eukaryota; Viridiplantae; Streptophyta; Magnoliopsida; Brassicales; Brassicaceae. Gene Ontology annotation, biological process: protein localization to Golgi apparatus; intracellular protein transport; Golgi to plasma membrane protein transport. Gene Ontology annotation, cellular component: Golgi apparatus. Gene Ontology annotation, molecular function: GTP binding; GTPase activity.